GGAAAGGGGUGUAGCGCCUGCGGACAGCAUUCAGUACUGAAGUGCGGCUCGGAAGCCGUCUUCUGCGAACUACCUGCGUUAUUUCAGUACUUUACUCGCACGAAGCGCUAUAGUUAUAAAGCGCGCUUUCCCCGCUUCACUGUGAUUGUGUGCAGGCUGUAGACGGACGCGCGGUAUCUGUUUCCGACCGAUGCAGAAAGACAGCAACUGAUCCAGUGCACCGGAGAAGCCGGCAAUUCAAUACGGGGUUUUAAUUUUCUCCAGUCAAACAAGGCCGUAUAAAUGCCAUAAAUGCCUAGAAUAGAAGAGAUUCCGCAAACGUCCAAUGUGAUGCAUCUGUAUAAGAAGAAAAUUAGUCGAUUAAGAUGGGUAAUAAGCAAACGAUAUUUACUGAUGAACAGCUAGACGCCUAUCAGGACUGCACAUUCUUCACACGCAAAGAGAUCUUGAGGUUACAUGGACGCUACCACGAACUGGCCCCGCAUUUAGUUCCGAUGGACUAUACCAACGACCCUGAUGUCAAGGUCCCCUUAGCCCUUAUAGUCAACAUGCCUGAACUGAAGGAAAACCCCUUCAGAAACCGUAUCGUGGAAUCCUUCUCUGAGGAUGGAGAGGGCAAUCUCAGCUUUAACGAAUUUGUGGACAUGUUCUCCGUCCUCAGCGAAACAGCCCCCAGGGAACUCAAGGCUAUUUACGCGUUCAAAAUAUAUGAUUUCAACACGGACAAUUUCAUAUGCAUGGAGGACCUGGAGAAGACUUUGAACAGGCUGACCAAGGAGGAACUGACACCCGAGGAGGUCAAGCUGGUGUGCGAGAAAUCCAUCGAGGAAGCGGACCUGGAUGGCGACAGCAAGCUUUCGUUUGCCGACUUUGAAAACAUGAUUUCAAGGGCUCCAGACUUUUUAAGCACCUUCCACAUACGAAUCUGAGGGGCGCCGGCAGGGAAGACGUGCUGUUGGAAGGCGACAGUGCGCCUGGCUGCCCCUCAUUCAUGCUGCCCAGGACACUCGCUGACAUUGCACCAGCCGUGCAGUUAGGGCUUUCUGGGGGGGAGGGGGGCGUGCCCGAUCCCCCCCCCCCUCCCUCCGAGUGGCUGAUUUACCGCAGUGGAGUGUCUGCCUCUUACACAUGAGCAAAAACCGGAGUCCCUGGUCAUGCCAGUCAGCAAGGAGACGCAGAGACUCUCGACUGGCGUGGCGGGAUUCCGCAUUUCCUGUUCCUGUAUCUCCGUUUUUUCGGCGUCCGCAUUCCUGCACCUGCUGCAUCUCCGUUUUUUACGGACGCCCCUGACAGCUGAUGCAUGCCCCUGGAAACUCCUGUGACUCGUAAACGGAAGACUCUCACACCUUUGGGUCCUGCCUGCAGCUUAAGUGUCAGACUUAAUAUACAUAUUUAUAAUGUGGGAAGGUUACAUUUUGGAAGUACAGCGUGUGCGAGCCGCCUCACCUGGACGUCUUUCCCCAGCGCGGACGCCGAAGCCAGGGAACCAAGCACAGCCCUGUCACCAAGGACACAGAGACAGUUGUUUAACAGCUAUGCAAUCUUUCUCUAUGACAUGCAUGAACGCAACUGUAAAUUGCAAAUCGCUUUAUUGUUCUAAUUCCAGUAUUGAGCUACUGGACCAUGAUGACAAUCAGACCUAACUGUUCUCCAGUUGAAGGAAGGGCUUUUUCAUUUCCAAUCCAACUGUCUUUUUAUUACGCUUUAAUAUCUGUGUCUCUAUUUAACUUAGACCAUCAGCCUCAACAGGACCCAAUUCAAUUUCCUUCUGUAUUUGAUGUGAUACAGAACAUUUGGCUCAAUUCUGAAUAAAUGUUUUUUUUUUUUUUUUUGCUUGUUAAAUUACUGAAUCAAUCUUUUGCUAUUUCUAGUGGCUUAUUUCUGAAUUAUAAUCACUGAAAUACAUUAUAAUAUACACAAAAUGAAAUCGUAUAAUGAUUAAAAAGAAAUUACUUAUACUCUACACCUCAA
Paramormyrops kingsleyae is the source of this 1971-nucleotide messenger RNA. It is a transcript of the gene cib2, whose product is annotated as calcium and integrin binding family member 2. Lineage: Eukaryota; Metazoa; Chordata; Actinopteri; Osteoglossiformes; Mormyridae. Gene Ontology annotation, cellular component: cytoplasm; stereocilium; cell periphery. Gene Ontology annotation, biological process: calcium ion homeostasis. The record is from RefSeq and is a predicted model, not a curated record. Gene Ontology annotation, molecular function: calcium ion binding; magnesium ion binding.